Molecule: messenger RNA, 1067 nt
Organism: Cucurbitaria berberidis CBS 394.84
Lineage: Eukaryota; Fungi; Ascomycota; Dothideomycetes; Pleosporales; Cucurbitariaceae
Product: SelR-domain-containing protein
Exons: 2
Coding region: 89-703 (204 amino acids)
Biological process (GO): response to oxidative stress; protein repair
Molecular function (GO): peptide-methionine (R)-S-oxide reductase activity
Source: RefSeq, a predicted model, not a curated record
CGCCACCCCAUCAGCCUCAUCUCGAGACAGCCGCAGCACUUAUCCAUUCCAAAUUCCAUACCUACCAAUACACAUAUAAUCUCACUCUAUGCGAUUUCCUUCCUUUCCAACUUUCAUCCGGGCGUUCCACACGAUAACAAACACUACAAGCGCCUUCGUUCGAUCAAGCCCCGCGAGUAGCCUCGGCCGCACCAUCCACUCUACUCCACAGCGCGCAGUCCUCUAUCGAUCUAUGCAAAACAUUCCUUUCUUGGGCGCGCUUUUUGGAUCAUCGAGCAGCAUGGCGGAUAACACGAGCUACCCUGUUUCGAAGCCGGAGGGCGAGUGGCAAACACAGUUGUCGCCUGAACAGUUCCGCGUCCUCCGUAAAAAGGGCACCGAGAUGCCCGGCUCCGGCGAAUACGACAAGCACUAUCCCACCGCGGGAGUCUACACCUGCACUGGCUGCUCUGCGCCCCUCUACAAAGCAAACCACAAGUUCGACUCUAAAUGCGGCUGGCCCGCAUUCUGGGACGCCGUUCCUGGGGCUGUUGGCCAGCGGCGCGACCCAGGCCUGGGCAUGGUACGGACAGAGAUUGUGUGUAACAACUGCGGGGGGCAUUUGGGCCAUAUUUUCAAGGGCGAGGGGUUCAAGAACCCGAAAGAUGAGAGACAUUGUGUGAAUAGUGUUAGUAUCAACUUCAAUCCCGAGGACAACAAGUAAGGAGGACGGCGCAAUUACAAUCUACAGGGGCAGACAAUGGAAGAAGAUGCCAUGGACUGAUGAAAGGACAGGGGAGAAAGCAACGCGAGCGGUUGUACCAAUAUGUGUGUUAGUGACGAUGAAACGAGAGAUGACCUGAAGCAUUACCACAUUCAUUCUACUAUUCAAUGGUUUUUGGCAUGAUUGAGUUGCCCACCUUUUCCUCAGCCGUACUUGCUAGAGAAGAUGGCAAGAUAACUAGCCACCGUCUAUCCCUUAUUCAAACCACGCUUCAACCAUCUUCCAUGCACAUCUACCCACUGAUUUAUCACGCAGCUUCAAUGGGAUCUUGGAAAUCGAUUUCGGACUAUUAUGUCCCGGCAGC